Messenger RNA from Symbiodinium necroappetens, 2598 nucleotides. NCBI's taxonomy places the organism in Eukaryota, Dinophyceae, Suessiales, Symbiodiniaceae. The record is from the annotation of a GenBank genome assembly.
AUGUUCGUCAUGACGAUUUUGCCAUUUCUCCUGCUUGGCCCGAGUGCACUGGUCACAUUUUUCACAUUUUCCUGCGCGACUCGUCGAACAGACCCAGCAAGCAUGACAGUCAUCGAGCGGGUCUUAGAAAGCUUCUUCGAGAAAGUGGGCCGCGUCGUCGGCACUCACCCCAUCAAGAGUCUCGUCGGCAGUGUCCUCUUCGUGGUAGCCUGUGGUGGCGGGUUCUCGAUGCUUACGAACGAGACACGACCGGAGAAGCAAUGGGUCCCCACAGGAGCUAUUGCCUUGGAGCAUAACGACUACGUCUUGCAGACCUAUCCGUCCAACUCGCGCUUCAACCUCUUCUCCGUCACCUGCAACGACGUUGACACUGAGAAUUGCAACAUCUUUGAUCCGAAGUAUCUCCAGCGAUUCCACGAGAUCAACGAGAAGAUCCUGAACAUCACCAUCGACGGUGACGAGAUUGUCGCGGACUUGGACGAGCAGCACAAGCGAAGCGAAGGCGACAAUCGUCCUUGGACUCAGUAUGCCGGGGAUUGGACCUUCAAUGGGCGUCCGGAGAACGUGAACGGAAGCGUCGUUUUCCAGGGGCGCAAGUGCUUUGCCUUCGGGCCGUUCUGUGGGCGACAGUCCAUCUUGGAUGUGUUCAGGAGUGACGACCACAUCAUCUCAACCCUGACGGCCGACAAUGUGAAGCUGGCGGUAAACGAGUGGGAGGAUCAGGAGAACUUCUGCCCUCUCACCAUCGCAAAUGCCAACUCUCCAUGCUUCGACACGAACUGCCAGAGGUACGACACCACGGCCGAGCGCAACGCUUGCCGAGUCUUGGCACGCACCUAUUGCGACCAGGAGUGUCCCACCCGGACCUUCCUGAGUUCCACUGGUGAGGAGGUGACAGUGGCCAUCUCCAUGGCCAACUGCCACGAUCGCGGAUGCAUCACCCUCGGCAGCUUCGAGUCCGCCAACAACUCGAACACUCAGCUGAACACGGAUCCCAACGCCACAGGUGAAGCCCCCGAGAGCGCUUUCGAGUUCCAGCCGACCAAGAUUAGGACCAUGGUUGGUGGUCUCCAGCUAGAUGCCAAUCAGAAGUACACCGGUGGAAAGUACCUGUCCGGCUUCUUCGCGCUGAACAAGGCCGAGCUCUACUGCCCGACCGCAGGUGUCUCCGACCCAGUUGCUGACGAGUGGGAGAGGAGAGCCCUGUGCUUCAUGGGCGUGAACGCCGACACUCGCGCCGAGCCGAAGCUGGAUUGCUUGACGAUUGCUAGCACCCUUGGCCUCAUGGGCUACUUCGGCGUGCCCAACGGCAAUCUCAACAACAACCUGUACUUCCUGCUGCUGGGUCUGGGCGUGGAUGAUGCCUUCGUGCUAAGCUCCGAGUUUCUCCGUCAUUCUCGGGAGGACAGUGGGAAAAGCAUCCCAGACCGCAUUGCAGCAACCGCCCGGACGGGUGGCAUCUCUGUCCUCAUCACCUCCGCCACGGAUGCCCUUGCUUUCCUGGUUGGUGCUACCACUGUGCUGCCAGCGCUGGGCUGGUUUUGCACCUAUGCUGGCGUGUCCAUCGUGUUGUGCUACACCUACCAGCUCACCGUGUUCCUGCCCUGCCUGGCCCUGAAUGCCCGGCGCAUCGAAUCCAACCGCAUUGACUGCUGCUGCUGCUGCCGUGUGCCGGAGCGCUCAAUUGAGGACGUGGCAGUCGAUAGCUGGUAUGAGGAGUUCAUGGAGUGGGCAGUGGAUCCAUCCCAGGCAGUUACCGCCAGCGCUGUCUUCACGCCCUCUCGAACCGACCCAGAUGCCACGUUCCAGGAUUCGUCGGCCUUCUACACAGCUCUCUACACUUGGUACCGUGGCACCACCGGGUCCCGGUACCGGGGGUCCAUGAUCUGGGCUUCCAGUGCCUGUAACUUGGACGGUAGCUCCGAAGUCAUUCCGAGCGGCUGCAUGAUCACCGAAGGCCUCAGGGCUCAUCGCUUCAAUGCUGAGCUUUCGCUUGCAGCCACAAAUUUGGGCACCAACCGCUACACAACCAUGGAGUCCAUGCGGGCCAAGUGCAAUGAGCUGUACCCGGGCUCCUUCCCUUACAGCUUCGACUUCCUCUACUGGGAGGAGGUUGGCGUCAUUGACACUGAGCUGGUGCGCAACCUCGCGAUCUGCGGCGGCGUGAUCUUGGUGGUGAUUUUUGCCUUGGUGCCUGCACCGCGCAUCGCCAUCUGGGUGGUUCUGUGCGUGGCCUUGUCCAUCGUGGAUACUCUCGGCUUCAUGUACUUCUGGGACGUGACCAUCAGCGGCGUGUCCACCAUCUACCUUCUGAUUUGUGUUGGCCUUGCUGUGGAUUAUGCGGCGCACAUCGCCCAUAUGUUCAAGGAGUCUCUCGGCAGCCCCCGCGAGCGCGCAAUCGCAGCCAUCGAGCGCAUUGGACCAUGCACAUUCAAUGCGGUCACUUCUACGCUGCUUGCCGUCGUAGUGGUGGGCUUCUCUGAUAGCUACGUCUUCCGGAUCUUCUUCAAGGUGCUGUUCUUGGUGGUGACAAUUGCAGGAGCUCACGGAUUGUGGCUCUUGCCUGCCAUCCUUUCCUUGCUAGGUGGAUCCAAGGAG